AUGCAUACCACCGAGAUCCCAAGCAGGGAAGGCGAGAAAUAUGUCGUCGUCAAAGCCGAGCAAGAAGCUAUCACCCCCACCCAAGCAUCAAGCGAUGCCGAUCAGGACGAAGAUAUUAAAUGUCCAGAGAUUCUGUACAAAGUGCAGUAUAAGGAUAUGGGUGGUGAGAUCAAGGGAACUAAAGAGCUGGCAGCACCAUAUAAGUUGAAGAAGACUACUUAUCGUGAUUCGGAAAUACCUAUCCUAGAAGUCCUAUAUAGUGUCACUAUUUGGUUCCCUACCAUUUAUGCCAAGAAACAUGGCAAGAAGGAUAAAGAUGAUGAUAACGCGGAUUCAUCAGAUCAGAGAGAUGAAAACGACUUCGAUGAACGAUCCAUGGAAGAGAAAGAACUCAUCAUUCAUUCUUCACAUAUCAUGAAGGCCUUGAGAUCUAUUGUCGAAUAUUAUCCAGGACAAUCUUUGAUCGGAGAUACCAUAUCGAUCAAGGAACCUUAUGGAAUUCUUGUUCACUACCGAAAGGAACUUCAAGAGUACAAAGAGAAGUGUGAUGAUGUAGAAGCUGUUCACCAUAUCAGUGUCCUUCAAAAGUAUCUCGAGGAUAACUUUGAAGAUAAGUUGAAAUUGGAGGAUGAUCGACAUGCCAGGGCCAAUCCGGUCGUAACAUUCGAAAUGUUAUGGAUGCUUUUUAAGCCAGGAAUGGAUGUUUACGCCGAAUUCGAUGAGCAACGCGCCGGAUUCGUUAUCCAGGGCUGCGAAAAUUCCACUGAAAACAUCAAACCAGGACAGCCAUCCCCCCUCAAAGUCAAAAUGUGGUAUCUAGAUUUCGAUGGCCGAUUUGUUGGACGUCGAUCCCACGAGGUUGCCAUCGCACCCUUUGAAGGCGAGCGCGAAAUUAUAUCUUUGAAAGUUAUUCCUGCCCAUCACAUCGAUAGUAAUCCCGUCAUCUCUCCACGAACACAACUUGAAGAUCGCGGCGAGAAAUUCUAUAGUAUGUUGAUGGGCAAACAGAUGGACUAUAGAGGUUUCAGCAUGCCAGUUGAGCAAAAGCCAAAACGUUUCCACGAAGGCCGUAUUGUGGUUGAUCAAAGUGCCUUCUACACAUACGCCGACUGGCAAGAGACACAGAAACAUCCAGCUCCAGUCCUCGGUAUCGAUGACGACGAAUCUGGUAUUCUAGCAGACUUGCACUAUAACUGCAAUUGUGCAGAAUGUGAUUCCAAACGUCAAGCUGCAUCCGCCAACACUCGCUGGGGCAAAUACGAAAAUAUCGAUCCACGCGAGACCCCUUCCCUUUCCGAGACCGACACAAAUGGACUUGUUUCUCGACACAAGUAUUUCCUCUGUCCUCGUCGCAUCAUGGGUUUCGAUCUCAAGUCUAAGAAAUGGCAAGCUCUUGACGUUGACUGCUGUCAACCCCCCAAAUUCUACACUUCGGCUAUUGAGAAUCUGGUACUGCCCAACGAGAAACAGGAGAUGAUCAAAGCACUCGUUCACAAAUACACAUCUUCCAGAAAAGCCGGCAAGAGUGCACAAACCUGGUCUGCGGACCCUAUCCCCAAUAAAGGCGAGGGUCAAAUCUUCUUGUUACAUGGUCCUCCCGGUGCGGGGAAAACAUACACCGCAGAAUGUGUAGCCGAAUUCACAUCACGACCCCUUCUAUCCCUCACCUGUGGUGACAUUGGAACCGACGAAUUCCGCGUCGAGGAAUCCCUCAGUAAAUGGUUCAAACUUGCUGAGAUCUGGGGUGCCGUCAUGCUCAUCGAUGAAGCCGAUGUAUAUCUUGAACGCCGCGAAGUUUCAGAACUAGCACGCAAUGGACUUGUCUCUGUCUUCUUGCGCGCCAUGGAGUACUACUCUGGCAUACUUUUCCUAACCACCAAUCGUGUGGGCCAUUUCGAUCCCGCGUUCUUCAGUCGCAUCCAUGUAUAUAUUGGAUAUCGACCCCUCGACGCCGAAGGCCGCAAGAGAAUCUGGCUCCAAUUCUUCAAGAAACUAGAGAUAGAACGCGCAGAUGAAAUCACGAUCAAGAGUGCAGCAAAACGAUAUAUCCUAUCAGACGAUGUACUAAAAGAUAUCGAGUGGAACGGAAGAGAAAUCCGCAACGCGUUUCAAACGGCGGUGGCGCUGGCAGAAUACGAUGCAGAGACGAAGCUGGAGGCAGACAAAGAUGGGAAAUUGGAGGUAGAGUUGAGACAGGAUCAUUUUGAGAGAGUGGUGGAGAUGAGUGAUAAUUUUAAGAAAUAUUUGGCGACGGUGGGUAGUGAGGAGGUGGCGGGUCAGACGGAAAUGAUGAAGGCGAAGAAAAAUGGUGAUAGAGGUGAUGAUGCGCUUUUGUGA
This is a messenger RNA of Sclerotinia borealis F-4128, 2337 nucleotides long. NCBI's taxonomy places the organism in Eukaryota, Fungi, Ascomycota, Leotiomycetes, Helotiales, Sclerotiniaceae. The record is from the annotation of a GenBank genome assembly.